AUCCUGGUGUUACAAUUAAAGAAAAAAAAAAAAAAAACUGGUGGGCCUCCUAUGACCUGCUACACCGCUUCCUUUCUCUUAUUUUCACUUCAUUGUUCAAACUUCAAAGCAAGCUGCAAGAUUUUUCUUAGGAAUAACACCAUUGCUAGUUUGUUACAUAGAGAAAGCUGCCUAAACCCCAUGAAAAUUGGAUCCACAAAAACUGGUUUUUACAGUUAUCCUGUUUCUUUGUCUUAGAUUUCAAAAAAUAAAAAAUACGAUCUUGCUGUGAGUUUUGCAAUUGGGUUGAAGAUAUAUUGAUGAAUUUGAAAGUGGGAACUUCAGUGGGGUUUUGUUGUUCUUGCUGUAAUUGACUUAUCCAGGUUAGUUUUGGUGUAUAUUUCUGCAGAUAUUCAGAUUUUGAUUUCCAUUUUUAGCUCGUUUUUCUGGGUUUUUAUCAAUUAAAGAUUGAAGAAAUAGCAAAGGGUUUUUACUGAAACAGUGGGAUUGUCAAAUGAAACAGCAGAGAUUUCAUUGAAUAUAAAGAUGGGUAUUGGCCUAUUGCUGAUUUUCUACCAAAUUUAAUUGUUUAUGGUUGAAGGGUUUGCAUUAUCAAUUCCAGGCCCAGCCAGUUGUUAGAAAUGAGAUUUUUGUCUAGGUUUUUUAUGAAGGAUUUGUAAUUGUUAUAUGGAUUGAGAAGAAGUGUGUUGUUAUUGAUGCAAUGAUGAGACUGAUAGCCAUUGGAUUGUUGGUUUGCACUCUCAUAUUAUCUUCAUCUACCAUUGGUUGUGGAUAUUCCCAUUGUAAUUGUGAGGAUGAAGGGUUUUGGAGCAUUAAUAUCAUUAUGGAAUGCCAAAAAGUGAGUGAUUUCUUAAUUGCCAUUGCUUAUUUUUCGAUACCCAUCGAGCUCGUGUAUUUUAUUAGCUGUGCAAAUAUUCCCUUCAAAUGGGUCCUUGUCGAAUUCAUUGCUUUCAUUGUUCUGUGUGGAAUGACCCACUUGCUCAAUGGAUGGACUUACUAUGGUCCUCACUCAUUUCAACUCAUGAUGUCACUUACAAUAUUUAAAUUCCUAACAGCUUUGGUGUCAUGUGCCACGGCUAUAACCCUUUUAACUUUGAUCCCUCUUUUACUUAAACUGAAAGUUAGAGAGGUGUUUUUGACGCAAAAUGUCUUGGAAUUGGACCAAGAGGUUGGGAUGAUGAAGAAAAAGAAGGAAGCUAGUUGGCAUGUUCGAAUGCUCACUCGAGAAAUAAGAAAAUCACUCGAUAAGCUUACUAUAUUGGAUACUACUUUGGUUGAACUUUCCAAUAUAUUAGACUUGCAGAAUUGUGCUGUUUGGAUGCCAAAUAAUAUUAAGACUGCAAUGAACUUGACCCAUGAGCUGAAGCCUAGCCCCUCAAAUAUCUUUCCCCGAAAUAUCCCAAUGGAUGAUCAUGAUGUUCAGGAGAUUCGUGAUAGUGAGGGAGUGAGGAUUUUAAGACCGGAAUCAGCACUGGGAGUGGCAAGCAGGGGUGGUUCGGAAGAUUCUGGUACUGUAGCAGCCAUUCGGAUGCCUUUGCUGAAUGUUUCAAAUUUUAAAGGUGGGACUCCUGAAUUAGUACAGACAUCUUAUGCCAUACUAGUUUUGGUUCUUCCAAGCUCAACUGAUAGGGUUUGGAGCCAUCAUGAACUAGAGAUGGUGGAAGUGGUUGCUGAUCAAGUGGCUGUGGCCCUUUCUCAUGCUAAUGUUCUUGAAGAGUCUCAGUUGAUGAGAGAUCAGCUGAAGGAGCGGAAUCGUGUUCUGCAGCAGGCUAGGAAGGACGCGAUCAUGGCAAACCAAGCAAGAGAUUCAUUCCAGAAGGUUAUGAGCCAUGGAAUGAGGAGGCCAAUGCACUCGAUUCUCGGUCUUCUUUCAAUGUUUGAAGAGAAUAUGAAUUUUGAGCAGAAAAUUAUGGUUGACACCAUGGUGAGAACUGGUAAUGUCAUCUCAACUUUAUUAAAUGAUGUGACAGAAAUAUCUGCAAAAGACAAUGGAAGGUUCCCUUUGGAGAUGAGGCUGUUCCACUUGCAUUCCAUGAUUAAGGAGACUUCUUGCUUGGCCAAGUGUUUAUUUGUGUAUCAAGGGUUCAGUUUUUCUCCUGAUGUUCAGAGUAGUUUGCCUGCUCAGGUGAUUGGUGAUGAGAGGAGAACUUUUCAGGUUUUACUACACAUGGUAGGGCACUUACUGCAUUUUUCAAACAAAGGGGGUUUGAUGAUUUUUCGUGUGUCUGCCGAAAAUGGCAGUGUGGGAAAGAAUGAUAAGUGGGGGAUGUGGAGGUCGGCUACUGUCGAGGAGUACAUUAAAGUAAAGUUUGAGUUUGACAUAAGUGGAGGUUAUCUGACAGACACUAUUAGGAGAACCCAGAAUGAUUCAAACAAGGAAGUAUUGAGCUUCAGCAUGUGCAAAAGGCUUGCUCAGAUGAUGCAGGGUGAUAUAUGGAUAUCUCUAAACUCAAAUGGGAUACCACAGAACAUGACUCUUGUUCUACGAUUUCAACAACAAAGAUAUAUUCCUGAAGGAAACUUAUAUAUGACAGAGCACACAGUUUCUUCAAACUCUCGGUUCAGAGGGUUGAAAGUGUUGAUUGCUGAUGAUGAUAAUGUAAAUCGGACAGUGACAAAGAGACUGCUAGAGAAGUUAGGGUGUGAAGUAUCUGCUAGUUGUUCUGGUUAUGAGUGCUUAACUGCAUUGGCUCCCUCACAAAACACUUAUAGGGUUGUGCUACUUGACCUUCAGAUGCCUGAAAUGGAUGGCUUUGAAGUCGCAAGGAGAAUCCGGAAAUUAUAUAGCCGGAGUGGUCCGUCUAUUAUAGCAAUAACAGCAAGUGCAGAGGAUAAUAUAUGGGAGAGAUGUUUACAAAUUGGGAUGAAUGGUCUAAUAAGGAAACCUGUGGUCCUGCAGGGAAUAAUCGACGAGCUCCGAAGGGUCCUCAGAUGAUCAAAUUAUAGGAGGAUUAGGUUUUUUUUACCCCUAAUUGGGGAUUAGGAAUGUCCAUUAUUUUGUUUGCUAACUGCAGUUCUUGUUGAAGACACUGUUGGAAACUCUAGUGUAAAAUAACUCUUGUGCCAUUUCAUUAACAUUAUUGUCUACUAUGAACUAUACAUGAUUAUACAUAGCAAUAAAAUACAACAUUCUUAUUGACAUUUA
Spinacia oleracea (spinach) is the source of this 3145-nucleotide messenger RNA. Its product is annotated as protein EIN4. Gene Ontology annotation, molecular function: phosphorelay sensor kinase activity; ethylene binding; protein binding. The record is from RefSeq and is a predicted model, not a curated record. Bases 701 to 2935 code for a protein of 744 amino acids. The transcript has 2 exons. Lineage: Eukaryota; Viridiplantae; Streptophyta; Magnoliopsida; Caryophyllales; Amaranthaceae. Gene Ontology annotation, cellular component: endoplasmic reticulum membrane; endoplasmic reticulum. Gene Ontology annotation, biological process: phosphorelay signal transduction system; response to ethylene.